Molecule: messenger RNA, 2034 nt
Organism: Podarcis raffonei (Aeolian wall lizard)
Lineage: Eukaryota; Metazoa; Chordata; Lepidosauria; Squamata; Lacertidae
Product: outer mitochondrial transmembrane helix translocase-like
Exons: 8
Coding region: 444-1388 (314 amino acids)
Cellular component (GO): mitochondrial outer membrane
Molecular function (GO): ATP binding; ATP hydrolysis activity
Source: RefSeq, a predicted model, not a curated record
AGCAUUGUCUCUCCUUGGCUGAAAUGUGACUUCAUUACUUGGCUUUGUGAUCUUGAAGAGUUUGGAUUUGGAUUUGAUAUCCCGCCUUUCACUCCCCUUCAGGAGUCUCAAAGCGGCUCACAUUCUCCUUUCCCUUCCUCCCCCACAACAAACACUCUGUGAGGUGAGUGGGGCUGAGAGACUUCAAAGAAGUGUGACUGGCCCAAGGUCACCCAGCAGCUGCAUGUGGAGGAGCGGAGACGCAAACCCGGUUCCCCAGAUUACGAGACUACCGCUCUUAACCACUACACCACACUGGCUCUCUUGUGACAAUCCAAAAUGCUGAUACAAUGGCUGCAGUUUUUCCUUUCUAAUUCAUUUAUAUCCCUUGUCACCUCCCCCCCCGCUUUUUACUUUUUUAAUGUAGUUCAGCUUGUAGUCUGGCUGCCUGAAACACAGAAGAGAUGUUGCUAGGGGAAGUCUCCAAAGACCUUCUGACUCGGCCACUGACCCGGAAUGAAGUGUUUGCUGUUCUCCUUCGCCUGACCGUCUUUGGGGCUGCCACCUACUUCAGCAUCAAGUGGGUAUCAGAUGCCUUGGACCCAACCCGUAAGCAAAGGAUACAGCUAAAGAAAAAGGCAGAACGCUUGAUGAAGCAGAUUGGGGUGGAAGGAGUGAAGCUGGCAGAGCAUGAGAUGAUCAUUGCCGCUCACCUGGUGGUUCCAAAGGAUAUCAAGGUAACUUGGAAGGACAUUGCAGGCCUGGAUGAGAUGGUCAGCGAACUCCAGGACACUGUGAUCCUCCCAUUCCAGCGGCGACACUUGUUGCAGCACUCCAGGCUCUGCCAGCCCCCAAGAGAUGCCUUCUUGAGGAACCGCUCCGAAGCUGACCAUGAAGCCACUGCCAUGAUGAAAGCAGAAUUUAUGAGCCUUUGGGAUGGUCUGGAAACUGGAACCAAUUGUCAGGUAAUGGUGCUAGGAGCAACCAACAGACCACAAGAUGUAGAUCCAGCCAUCCUGAGGAGAAUGCCAACUACCUUCCAGAUUGGCCUGCCUACACAAAGGCAGCGGCAGGAUAUUCUGAAGCUCAUCCUUGCUGGAGAAAAUAUGAGCAAUGCUGUGAACUUGAAAGAGCUGGCUGAGAAAACAAAAGGUUACUCAGGAAGUGACUUGCGGGAAUUGUGCCGGGAUGCUGCCAUGUAUCGUGUGCGUGAUUAUGUCCGCAAGCAACAAAUGCGGCAGAUUGCUCGGAUGCUCCAUGAUGCAGACAGUGGGGAAGAAAGUGACUUGGAAGAGGAACGGUUGCGGCCACUGACCCAGCUUGACUUGUUGUUUGCCCUAGAGAAGAUGGAGGAGUCCAAGGGUGCGUCGACUGCUGUGCCGACACUAGAAGAACUGGCUUUGGACUAAGCUGCUGGCCCAUGUAGCUGAGAGCCUGGAGACCAUCAACUUAGAAUAGGGUGCCCAGAGGUUCGAUUGACUGUUCACUGUAUUUUUACUAGGCUGGAGGCAAAGGCUGUAUAUGUAUAUGUGUGAGAUGACAGAGAGAUAGUGGCAGAACACAAGCUCAGCACUUAGGAGGAAAGGUGAAAGGAAAGGGAAUCUGGGCCAAGCACACCCACCUUGGGUGGAGUGGGACAUAACAGGCACUUGGUAGGAAUGGAGAAACUCAUGUCAAAAGAAAGAAGUCAGCGCAGUUAACAUUUGUGGGGGGAGGGGCGUGUCACAGCUUUUCUAGAGGUUGUAAGAUGAGGGGAGCCGUGUAAUACAAGUGAGAAAGGACAACCACCAGUAAAGCCCAAUUUGGAGCUAUUAUUGUGUAAGUGAGUGGCAAGGUAUGCUUAUAAAGUAGACCUGCUCAUAAUACAAGAGGGCACUAAAACAAAUGCCUAGACUAAGCAAGUAUUUAUUUCUGUUCCAAGUUUGCUGGCUGAGCCAUCCUGAACAUCUGUGCACAUGGCUCUUUACAAAAGAAGUCUUUUUUUAGGUAGCUCAUCUCCUCUACAGGUUCAUACACAAAAGCAUUUAAAACCUAGAAAUACAGAACUGGAAAUAU